Messenger RNA from Osmerus eperlanus (European smelt), 2428 nucleotides. Its product is annotated as deoxynucleoside triphosphate triphosphohydrolase SAMHD1-like. Lineage: Eukaryota; Metazoa; Chordata; Actinopteri; Osmeriformes; Osmeridae. The record is from RefSeq and is a predicted model, not a curated record. Bases 16 to 1566 code for a protein of 516 amino acids. Gene Ontology annotation, molecular function: dGTPase activity. Gene Ontology annotation, biological process: dGTP catabolic process; regulation of innate immune response; defense response to virus. Gene Ontology annotation, cellular component: nucleus. The transcript is spliced from 14 exons.
CUCUUCAUAUGUGGCAUGACGGAUGCCCAGCUGUCUCAGGUAGAUUCGGCGACGUCAGCCAUGUUCAGGAAACUUCCAAUCUGGGAAGUUCCCCAUCCAGAUGAUGACGGCAUCAACAUCCACCAUGUUGGUAAUGAUCCCUGGACUUUGUCGUCGGUGUUCAACGAUCCAAUACAUGGGCUUGUGCCAAUGCACCCUUUGCUGGUCCGCAUCAUUGACACACCCCAGUUCCAGAGACUUCGCUUCAUCAAGCAGCUUGGAGGGGCCUGCUAUGUCUAUCCUGGGGCGACCCACAACCGCUUUGAGCACUCCAUAGGAGUGAGUCACCUGGCAGGGAGACUGGUCAAGGAGCUGAAAGAGCGGCAGCCAGAACUUCAAAUCACUUGCAGAGACUUCCUCUGUGUGCAGAUCGCUGGCCUCUGCCACGACCUGGGACAUGGCCCUUUCUCCCAUUUGUUUGAUGGGAUGUUUAUCCCCAAAGUCCGUCCUGAAAGUGAGAAGAAAAAAUGGAAGCACGAGGAUGCGUCCGUGGCCAUGUUUGACCACCUUGUCAAGGAAAAUACAUUGAAGGAUAUGAUGAAGGACCAUGGUCUGGUCCCGUCUGAAGACCUGGACUUCAUCAAGGAACAAAUUGCUGGACCGAUUGACAAAACCCCUGGGAAGGUAACAGUGACAGCAUGGCCUUACAAAGGCAGACCAGUGGAGAAGUCCUUCCUGUAUGAAAUCAUAGCCAACAAGAGAAACGGUGUUGAUGUUGAUAAAUGGGACUACUUUGCCAGGGACUCCUACUACCUAGGUCUUAAGAGUAACUUUGACCAUGACCGCUUUAUCAAAUUUGCCCGAGUCUGUGAUGUGGAUGGGGAGUAUCAGAUCUGUACCAGAGACAAGGAAGUGGACAACCUGUAUGACAUGUUCCACACCAGAUUCAGCCUCCACAGACGAGCCUACCAGCACAGAGUGGUCGAAGCCAUUCAGCUCAUGAUCAGAGAUGCCCUUGACGAAGCAAAUGAACACAUCAAGAUUGAAGGCUCUGGGGGGGAAAUGUUCAGAAUGUCAGACACCAUAUUUGACAUGGAGGCCUACACUAAACUCACAGACCAUGUGUUUGAGCAGAUCCUCUACUCCUCCUCUCCUGAGCUGACUGAGGCAAGAAAGAUUCUAGAGAGAAUCACCCACCGACGUCUCUACAAGUGUGUGGGCCAGAUCUUACAGGACAAGGACAAUUUGGAGGACGAGGUCAUGGACAAGGUCAAGAGAUGGAAAAGUGACGUGGCGAGUAAAAAUAAUUUGGAUGCAAAUGACUUUGAACUCCGUGUCAUCACAAUGGACUAUGGGAUGAAUAAGAAUGACCCAAUUGACCAAAUGCGCUUCUACAAAAAGGAAGAACCAAACAAAGCUUUCAAAAUCUCUAAGGAUCAGGUGUUAUACCUCAGGCCCGAGAGCUUUUCACAGCAUCAGAUCAGGAUCUACUAUAAGAAGGAGACUGAGGAAAAGACUAUAAAGGCCAUUAAGGACGACUGGAGCAGCAACUUCCCAGAAUCACAGGAGGAACCCCAGAAUGAGUGAGGGCCAGAACAGAAGAUCAGGAGAACCAAAGAAUAAAGAAACAGAAAGUCUGAGUGUUCUUCCCAGAGAACCUUCUUCUCAAAUGAUUUAGCACAGUGAUAUUUAGUAGGUGUCUAAUGAGCAUUGUGUUGUGUAACAGAUGUGUAACUUGUGUUAUUGUUAAACUGCUAUGCGUCUUGGAACUGCACCCAAGACUUUCACCCACUGGUGCACUUGUGUACAUGGUUAAGUGACAAAACGGAUUUGAUUUGUUUUAAUGGAGAUGAUGACAAAAUGAUUAAGAUGCAAAAAAGAAAUGAGUCACUGAGUCAGCCUUGUUCAAACACUUUAUUCAAUUUCUGCCUUUUCUCCAAUCACUCUGAGAUGUCAUCUCUUUCAUGUAGUUCAGAUGAUUAAAAAAACUAAAAACGUAUAUUUAUAUAUUGUUAGAUGAAAAUGAAUUGGAAUGCAAGCAUCAAAAUGUCUUUAUUUUUGUGUUUUUUGGGGGGUAGAAGACAUGUUGAUUCUGUCUGGGAUUUCAAACCAAGUUAGCAUCAUAAUCGUAGCCUACAUAUUUAACAUUGGCUAUUCAAAUAUUUUAAUGGAUGUGGUAGUGGGCUGAGCCUUUCAACAUGUUAUUCCAAUGACUGUCCACCCUGAGUGUCAUUUUAGUGUUUAGUUUAAGUUUGUCUCCCUCUACAGGAUGAGAUAAUGGCCAAUAGGCCCAGGUGUGGCUUACUGAGUGCAAAAAGCUGUUCUUGCAAAUUAGUUAUUAGGAUCCUGAUUUCUUUCCACAUUUGUUAAUGUUUUUUGUACCUGUCUUUUAAUCUGGAACAUGAAAACGGAAUAAAAUAUUAAAAAUACAUUUUUUGGUUUUCAACUA